Molecule: messenger RNA, 4611 nt
Organism: Epinephelus lanceolatus (giant grouper)
Lineage: Eukaryota; Metazoa; Chordata; Actinopteri; Perciformes; Serranidae
Gene: cacnb3b
Product: calcium channel, voltage-dependent, beta 3b
Biological process (GO): calcium ion transmembrane transport
Cellular component (GO): voltage-gated calcium channel complex
Molecular function (GO): voltage-gated calcium channel activity; protein binding
Source: RefSeq, a predicted model, not a curated record
AUGCCGUGAAUCCAGAAACAAGAGAUUUUACAGCUCAGAUGCCGCCGGAGCUCCACAUCCCAAUGAGGCGCUGAGCAGCAGCCGAGCCGUUUUCUCUCGCGUCUUGUGGAAAUGUUGGGACGAGGCGCGGUGCUCUGUCUUUAGUUGAUGCCUUUUACCGUAAAACAAAAAAAGACACUGUGGUUUUUUCACCCAAGUUGGGCUGAGGUGACCGAGAUCCCCGUUAACUGCGGAUGUCCCUGACCAAUUCAAGCGUCUUUCUGCUCAACGAGGGUUCAGCCGAUUCCUACACUAGUCGACCCUCGGAUUCCGACCUGUCCCUGGAGGAGGACCAGGAGGCGUCUCGGCGUGAAGCCGAGCGCCAGGCUCAGCUGCAGCUAGAAAGAGCCAAGUCCAAACCAGUAGCAUUUGCAGUGAAAACCAAUGUGAGUUACUGUGGGGCCCUUGAUGAGGAUUGUCCGGUCCAAGGUGCCGCUAUUAACUUUGAAACCAAAGACUUCCUGCACAUAAAAGAGAAAUACAACAAUGACUGGUGGAUUGGUCGGCUGGUGAAGGAAGGGGCAGACAUCACUUUCAUCCCGAGCCCAGUCAAACUUGAAGCUAUGAGGAUAAAACAAGAGCAGAAAGCAGCGGCAAGGAAAGGAGGGAACGCUUCAUCUGGAGGCUGGAGGUCCACCCCGCCAUCUGCAGCCAAACAGAAGCAGAAACAGACUGAACAUGUUCCUCCAUAUGAUGUGGUCCCUUCGAUGAGGCCGGUGGUGCUGGUGGGCCCCUCACUGAAAGGCUAUGAGGUAACUGACAUGAUGCAGAAAGCCUUGUUUGACUUCCUGAAGCACAGAUUUGAUGGCAGGAUCUCUAUUACACGGGUGACUGCUGAUCUGUCACUGGCAAAGCGCUCGGUGCUGAACAAGAAGGCCAUAAUGGAGAGAUCGAACACGCGCUCCAGUCUGGCUGAGGUCCAGAGUGAGAUAGAGAGGAUCUUUGAGCUGGCCAAGUCUCUCCAGCUGGUCGUCCUGGAUGCAGACACCAUCAAUCACCCAGCACAGCUCCUCAAAACUUCUCUGGCUCCCAUCAUCGUCUACGUCAAAGUCUCCUCUCCUAAAGUCCUUCAGAGGCUGAUCAAAUCUCGAGGGAAGUCACAAAGCAAACACCUCAAUGUCCAAAUGAUGGCAGGAGACAAGCUAGCACAGUGUCCACCUGAAAUGUUUGAUGUCAUCCUGGAUGAGAAUCAGCUGGAGGAUGCAUGCGAGCAUCUUGCAGAGUACCUGGAUAUCUACUGGCGUGCUACGCAUCUCCCCUGUUCUGCCCCUGUUAACCCCUUACUGGACCAAAGCGUGAUCACCCCACCCUCAGCUAACUCCAGCCAACAGUUUUCUGAGACUCAAGAGUUGAUAGAAUGAUCACUACCAGAGACAAAGACCAGGGCGCCACCAGGGGGCAGCAGCAGCCCUCAUCUCUCCAAAACCAGCCACCACCUUCUCUGGCCUACACCCAGACUGAAGAGGAGAACAAGAGUAGAGUCCCUUGCGAGAGAGAAAGAGCAGGAGGCUGGUGAGCUGGAGGAAGAGGAGACACAAAAGCAGGGAGAGGAGCAGGAGGAGGAGGGAGAUUUGGAAGAGGAGCCUCCACCUCACUGCUGCCCCCUUGGGAAGAGCUCCCUGCCCCCACCUCCACGCGACAACUCAGGGCCGCUUUCUACAGCUGCACGCCUACUGGUAACAAAAACCAGUACAGCAGUGCAGUCACUGCACGCCACCUUCCCUCACCCUCCCUCCCAACCUGACCUUGUCCCCAACUCCCUGCUUUCACACAGGAAGUCACACCCCCCUCCUGGCAGAGCUGAGCCAGCCCAUGUGUGAUCAGACACCCAGGGGUGGCCGUCCAAGACACACAUAGGCUAACUCAGCUCACGUUGUAGGCAAAUUAAACACUUGUGAAGGCAGAGUAUGUUAGCAUACAGAACUGUAGCAUAGCAAUGCUAUCAGUAUAACACACAAAACAAACAUGAGUAGCUUCCCAUCAUAGGGUUCCCAGGGUUUCCUCUCUGAUACACCUGGCUUCCCCCUCUGGCCAAAGAGUGCAGAGAGUGACAGAAACCCAAGUCUGUAUGUCCUCCAUCUCCACAGCUCUCUGUGAGCUGAGAUUCCAGUUUAACCAAAUGUUUCCUCGAAGGCACAAUUGUUCAGCAGAGUCAACAUGGUCUCACCUGUGUUGACAACGUUCCUCUUCCUUUAGCACUUGCGUUCUCUUUUUGUUUAUCAAGUAGCCUUUAUUUCAUUUUAUUUUUUUUUUUUUACAGUAGCUAUCUAUACUACUAUCUAUGAUUCAUAUCUUGGCUCUUAGUAAAGCUGAUCACAUAUCUGUAACGCAACAGUGAUGCAAAACUCAUGCAUGACAAGCACAUACUUGCACAUCAACAGUCUAUAUGCAUCUUCUGUCACAGCUGUGAAUGUAUAAAAGCUGGUCCGUUGUCUUAGCGAGGCUAAUUUACGAUGACUGUGGUUUGUUUGAAAAUAUUUGGUGGUAAAUCCCAUCACCUAAAUGCAAUUCAAUAUUAACCAAAAAGUGUGGCUGUUGUCAAAUAUGAUUUUUUUUAUUUUAUACUAAAAAAAAAAAAAAUUAAAAUUCGUUCCAGACGUCAUGAAAUUCAGUCUCAGGCUUUCAGUUUUGGCACACUUCGUAUUUAUUAGCUGUUGUUUCACAUCAAACUGCUUCAGAUGAGGUUUUUAAAGUAAAACUUAAAGCUUGAGACUGAAAAAAAAUGACUCUGUCCUUUUUAGGAGAAACCAUACUUUUCAAAACAGAUGUUGCACAAACUGCCAUUGGCUGUUAAUCACAUUAAGGAGAACAAAAUGAUAAAUUGUGAGAGAUUUAACAGGUUUCCAGGUGACUUGAAAACACCUCAUCAAGUAGAUUUACUGUCAAAUUUCCAAAGACAAUAGACGCAUAGGUUAAUAACACAGUUAACUGUUACCUCAGCAUGUGUGCUGAAUGUAAUUCUCGGUGAUGUUAGCUCUAAAGUACGCACAUCAACAGCAGUCAGGAAAAUCUGCAUUUUUUGUUUUGUUUUAACACAUCAGUGAUGUAAUUUACAUUUCACACUUCACUGCUGCUCAGUGGUGAAUUGGUGACUGGAGAGGUGGGUGGACUAUAGACAUCAAUGGAGCUUCAGAAUGAAGUGAAAAAGGAGUUACAUUCACCUUCCACUACACCACUGUGCGAAGAGAAGACUAUAUUUCCACUGAAGAGACAUCAACAGAUUGCAAAGGGUCACUUCCUAAUAAGCCCAGUAAAUUAUCGAAUUAUCUUUUGGCACUAACGGCUAAACUCAGCAUGUGUACAGCAGGCCUAUAAGUAUAUGGAGGGUGACCUCUGGUGGUGUCUUUAUGUUACACUUAUAUCCACCACUGCUUAUUUCUCUGCCCGUUGCAAACAAGACAUUUAAUAAGCAUCCACAUUCACUAGUUAUAUAUACAACUUCCAGUUGUAGGACUUAUUAAAUGUCUUUGCUGCAAAUACCAAAAACUUCCAAACUUCACAUAGCCACCCACCGUCUCUUUUGUGUUAAUUUAAUCAUCUACCGGCCUCCAUAUCGUACAGUACUCACAAAAACGAAUGCAUCUUAACUGAGAUUCUCUUCAUUCAUGCAUCUGCUUUUACCAUAUAAACUAUAGACUUCAGCUGACAUACCACACAUGUAAAUAAUCUAAUGUAUGUGCAUGACAUAUUGUAUUCCUGUUUCAUCAGAAGGGCUUUUUAGGACCAUCCUCACAUGAGCCAUUCACUCUUCAGAGUACAUAAUCAGUCACAUAUAUCAAGGCUUAAUUGUACAUACUGUAUAUUCAAUAUGCAGAUAUUAUAUUAUUAUUAUUAUUAUUAUUAUUAUCAAAUUGCACAGAAACAAUAAAUGCUGACAGGAAGUAGAAGGGUUUUAGUCACAGUACACAACUCUAUACUCAAUGCCUCAGAAAGCAUGUGUUUAUCCGUAUGUUCCUCUCGUUUUAGAAUGAUGCACUGCAGUUAUUUAGGACCACCGUAAAGUUUGCUUCCACCGACACCCACAUUCAUUUCUGAAGGACCAGGUUUGAGAUACAUAACUUCUACUUGAUGAAACACAGAGAGCACAGUACCUUCUUUCGAUAAUAAAAAAUACAGAUUUCAACUCCUUCUAUUUGCUUAAUUUUUAUUGCAGGAAAUUUCUACAAAAAGUGAAUUAUUCUUUGGACGUCCAAAGCACAAUUUUUUACAAUUAUCAUUUCCUAUUGCGUUUCACUUGCCUAAAUUCUGUAUGCAAUACAAAGUCUAGCACUGACGAGACACUAGCUGAGACUAUCAAGGUAUCUCCUCAGUUAUGAUGGGGUAUAAUUGCACUACUAUCAUUUAUAUGUCUGCUUUACGAUGCAAUAAAUGCACUAAACGUUAUGCUGUACCCACCUCCAAUACCGAACAAGUUGUCUGGUCUGAUGAUGAUGUCAACAUUUCACGUGGUUUCUGACAAGUCGACGGGAUAAAUGAUAUCCAACAGUGUCUGAUGAUGAUGUGUACAGGGUGCAUUUGUCUAUAGCACAUUUGAAAGAGGGGGUGAAUAAAACACAAACAACAUUUAAGUAA